AAUCCGUCUCGUUCUUCACUCGUCAUAAUCUUCUUUCGGUAUGUUCGCUGUUAAAUCGAUGGUUUUCGUGUUUUUUCGCGGUCUUAGGUCGAUACCAACUUACUUAGAAAACAACUUAGAAAUACGAAAUAACUAAAAACGAUUAAGUCGAAAUAAGAAAAAGGCCUACAACUCAUUAUGGUCAAAGACGAUAAUGACGCAGCCUAAAUUGACGAAUGAAGAAUGGCUCACGAAAGCAGAAUCGGGCAAAUUUAGGAACGUGACGAAAAACGAACGAGUCGUAUAAUCGUAACGAACGACCCAAGAGUAUACCGAUGUGAUUAUGAUGUUAGAUGGAACAGACAUGUUAUUUUUAUAACCUGUGAUAUAACUUACUCGUACCAGUACGUAAUAUGAACAUGAUGAAAUUUUAGGGAAAUGACUGCGAAUUAGGUACUGUCGUUGGCACGGGUUCAAAAUCUAUCAUCAUUCCGGUCAUUAAGCGACGUUCCUGUUUGCCGUAAAUAAUUCGUCAAAUAUUUAAAGUACCUGUUUGGAGUGCCAAUGCCAACGCCAAUUCAUAAAUAAUUCUUUAGUUAUUUCAGUUCACUGACUGUGCUUAAGCUUAAAUAACUGAAAACAUUGUCGUCUCAGGAAAUUAGGAGGAACAGCUGUACAGUGUAAUUAAUUUUACUAAUUCUGAAUACUUUCUUUUAUGAAUAGUAACGCUUGUGUUAUGAACAAAAUCGAAAAAAUAUGGCCGUUAUAACAGAAAAUGGUGUCUUCCCGUCAACAAUAUCCAUCAACACAAUCAACACAAAAUGUAAAAACAAUAAUAAUGACCCGGAAAAAAAUGAAUAUGAUCCAUUCCAGAAUAGAAAACUACAAUAUCCUAAUUCAGAUUUAAGGUCAUUUGCAAAUUUACUCAAAUCGUCUCUAGGGUCCGGUAUAUUAGCCAUGCCAGCUGCUUUUAAGAAUUCCGGAACUAUUGUAGGGAUAUUCGGAACCAUCAUCCUGGGCUACAUCUGCACACAUUGCGUGUAUUUACUGGUCAAAACUUCACAAGACGUCUCAAAAGUAGCGAAGAUGCCAUCCUUGGGUUAUGCAGAAACCGUAGAAGCGGUCUUCGCGACAGGACCAAAGUCUUUUAGAAGACUGUCGAAGGCAUCAAGGAUAUUUAUAGACUGGGCGAUGGCGUUUACCAUACUUGGCGCCUGUGCGGUGUACGUCAUCCUACUGGUGGAGUCUGUGAAACAGAUGAUCGACUUCUUUUUCGAGGACAACAACUUGAACGUGCACAUGUAUUAUCUAUUAUUCCUCGUACCACUGUUAGCCUUUACUCAAAUAAGGAACCUCAAGUACCUGGCUCCGUUCUCCGGUGUCGCAAACGUUCUUCUUAUAGCAACAUUCCUCAUUUGCUCCUACUACAUCUGCUCAGACUUCCCAGAACUAAGCUCAAGACCGUUGUCUGUGGAUAUUGGAAAACUACCGCUAUUUAUCGGUACAGUGAUUUUUGCCAUGGAAGGCAUCGGCGUAGUGCUGCCGGUUGAGAAUACCAUGGCCAAUCCUCAACACUUCCUGGGUUGCCCGGGAGUCCUCAACAUCACAAUGACGGUCGUAGUUCUACUGUACAUGGUCAUGGGUUUUCUGGGCUAUGUUAAAUACGGAGACGCCUCAAAAGGCAGUAUAACGCUAAAUCUGCCUACAAGUGAAAUCCCAGCGUUAAUGGCAAAGAGUUUCAUUGUAGUUGCCAUCUUCUUCACCUAUACUCUUCAAUUUUACGUCCCCAUGGAAAUCGUGUGGCGUAACACUCAAGGAUAUUUGGCGCAAAACUACCAUAACUUGGCGCAAAGCGUCAUGCGAGCAGUGUUUGCAACGCUUACGGUGAUAGCGGCAGCAACAUUGCCUCGACUGGACCAAGUGAUCGGCCUGGAAGGAGCAUUCUUCUAUUCCUUCCUUGGCCUAAUCGUUCCAUCUUUCAUUGACCUGAUAUUCCACUGGGAGAGAGGGUUAGGCAAAUACAACUGGAUAUUAGUGAAGGAUACAGGUCUUAUCAUAUUUGGAUGUUUCGUGUUGUUUACUGGAGUUACACAAAGUAUUAGAGAAAUUGUCAGAACUAUUCAGUGAUUUGUGGUUGCGUAAUUUUAUUAAUAUGUAUACAUAAGUAUGAAUAGUCUUAAUGAAAGAAAAUAAAAGUAAUAAUAAAUAUGAGCAGGUUAAGAUAUAAGAACCUAAUAGGUAGGUAGCUAAGUGAAUGAAUUUAAGGAACAUAUUUUAUCCUAAGGUUCUGAACUAAAAGAACCGCGCUUUUUUAUGUGGCAUAAUUUAAAAUAAGCAAGUAUAGAAUAUAUUGUCUUCGGUCCGUUUUAUUUCAUAAGCAAGUAUAAGUUUAGUGUGCUACUUUCCUUCCAGUGCUAGUUUUAGACCAUUUUACGACAUUUGAAAAUAAGUAAAACCUCCCCCCCCCCCCCGCUCUCUUCCUCUCCCCCAACACAGUCAUGUUCUACUAGAAAUGAUAUUUCUCCAGUGCCAUACUUUAUUAAUAAUUAAUUUAAUUAUUUGCUAUUGGGUGUGGAGUAUGGACAAAAACGAAAGUAAACAGACGGAAACUAGCACAAUAAUGAUACUUAGAGACUCGUCGUAAAGACUUUUGAUAAUUUUAAUAUAACAAUAUAUGGCAAAUAUUUAGAAAUACGUAUACAUUGUAAAAUAAUUGUCAUAAACAAAUACCUACAACUACACUAACGCCGUGGCUUGCGUGGGCGACGGUCGCGCGAUGGUCGCGCGACGGCGAUGCGACGCAUACGAAAUCAAACCUUAUCGACAAGGAAGUAUGAGACGCGACGGCGACGGUCGCGCGACCGUC
Molecule: messenger RNA, 2845 nt
Organism: Leguminivora glycinivorella
Lineage: Eukaryota; Metazoa; Arthropoda; Insecta; Lepidoptera; Tortricidae
Product: proton-coupled amino acid transporter-like protein pathetic
Exons: 9
Coding region: 736-2106 (456 amino acids)
Biological process (GO): amino acid transmembrane transport
Cellular component (GO): vacuolar membrane
Molecular function (GO): amino acid transmembrane transporter activity
Source: RefSeq, a predicted model, not a curated record